UUCCCUGCCACACUUCCUUGGGGACUCUGAGCACUCAGCCUGCGCUGACAUCCACACUGCAGCACUUUGGCAGGCGGAGGGAAAGGGAUCAAGAGGGAUCAGACAGGCUGGAGAUGGAGCUGCUGGCCGUGCUGGGCUGUGCCCUGCUGUUCCCCGUGGUCCUGGGUGAGGAUUGUCCAUCCCUGUGCAGCUGCUGGUCCCUGGGGGAGGCGUGGGGGAUGCACGUGGACUGCAGCUCGCGGGGGCUGCGCUCCCUGCCCGCCCUGCCACGCCUGACCCGCAGCCUGCACCUGCACAACAACAGCCUGGCCUCCAUCCCUGCUGGAGCCCUGGACAGCCUGGGCCACCUGCAGGAGCUGCAGGUCUGGGACAACCCCUGGCACUGUGACUGUCACAUCCUCUACCUCAAGCUCUGGCUGCAGGAUUUCUCCGCGCCCGCCCUCGCCCGGCUCAGGUGCGCCAGCCCUGCUCAUCUGAGGAUGAAAUCCCUGGGGCAGCUCACUGGGAAUGAUCUGGGCGUUUGUAUGAGGCUUCUCCCAACCAAGUGUCUCCAGUUCUUCUGGUGGGACCUCAUUUUAAUUGCUGGAGUGAUAAUUACCCUUAUUUUAGUGGCGCGGGCUCUGAAGAUCUCCAAAAAGCUGAUCUGCCAGCUCACCCUCGGACACAGGCGCUGGAGGAGGAACAUCCCCAAAACACACAAGAUACAGCUCUGUGAGUUUAAAACCCAUCACCAUCUCUCGGUGUCCCAGUGGGCUUGGUAGGACCAUUCCUGUGUGCAGAACAACUCAGCCACUUCUUCCUCAGGUUCAGGAGCUUUCUGCCACCAAAACCACCAAGAUUAUAUACACUGGAUACUGAAUGUAUCCCUUACUGAAUACACUUAAAGAUGAACUGGUAAUGAGAAUAUAAUCAGCAAAAUGAUUUUAAAUCUUAUUGAAUUUCCUGGAGGGCGAACAACAAUAAAGCAUUCUAUGUGAAACUGAAAUAAUGGGUGCUUAUUGAACAUACAUAUUGACCCAAAUGUGAUCUCCUUCUACGAUUCUAAACAUUUCUGAUUAAAUUUCUAAGACAUUUCCAGAACUUGUCCUCUGGAGAUAAUUUUAGAAUAUUUCCCCUGCACUGAGCUUUUCAAUUUUUUAAAAGACAACCAACAUUCUGUAGGAAUGCAGAAUAUUACAGAAGAAAUGCACUCUGCCAUCUCUCAUGGAAUUUCCUACAUG
Pseudopodoces humilis (Tibetan ground-tit) is the source of this 1220-nucleotide messenger RNA. RefSeq names its product glycoprotein IX platelet (gene GP9). NCBI's taxonomy places the organism in Eukaryota, Metazoa, Chordata, Aves, Passeriformes, Paridae. The record is from RefSeq and is a predicted model, not a curated record.